AUGUUGGAAACUUACCUGAACCUCAAAGCUAUAGGCUAUAAUUGGGAAGACCAUCACCUUGAAGAACAUUUUCAAAGUAGUUCAAGACAUGAAAGGCAUUUAAGAAGUCAUAGUGGAGAGAAACCUUUUAAAUGUAAUCAAUGCAGUAAAACUUUUACACAUCACAGUACUUUCCAAUAUCAUAAAAGAACACAUACUGGAGAGAAACCUUAUGAAUGUAACCAAUGUGGUAAAGUUUUUGCAAGAACCAGUCAUCUCCAGUAUCAUAAAAGAACACAUACUGGAGAGAAACCUUAUGAAUGUAAUCAAUGUGGUAAAGCCUUUGCAGGUCACAGUGAUCUCCAAAGACAUAAAUUGACACAUACUGGAGAGAAACCUUAUGAAUGUAACCAAUGUGGUAAAGUCUUUGCAAGAACCAGUCAUCUCCAGUAUCAUAAAAGAACACAUACUGGAGAGAAACCAUAUGAAUGUAAUCAAUGUGGUAAAGCCUUUGCAGGUCACAGUGUUCUCAAAAGACAUAAACUGAUACAUACUGGAGAGAAACCAUAUGAAUGUAAUCAAUGUGGUAAAGCCUUUGCAGGUCACAGUCAUCUCCAAAGACAUAAACUGACACAUACUGGAGAGAAACCUUAUGAAUGUAACCAAUGUGGUAAAGUCUUUGCAAGAACCAGUCAUCUCCAAUAUCAUAAAAUAACACAUACUGGAGAGAAACCUUAUGAAUGUAACCAAUGUGGUAAAACAUUUGCAAGAGCCUGUCAUCUCCAAAGACAUAAAAGAACACAUACUGGAGAGAAACCUUAUGAAUGUAAACAAUGUAGUAAAGCCUUUUCAUGUCACAGUAAUCUCGAAAGACAUAAGAGAACACAUACUGGAGAGAAACCCUAUGAGUGUAAUCAAUGUGGUAAAGACUUUGCACAGUGCAGUACUUUCCAAUAUCAUAAAAGAACACAUACUAUAGAAAAACCUUAUGAAUGUAAUCUGUGUGGUAAAGCCUUUGCAAGAGCCGGUCAUCUCCAAAUUCAUAAAAGAACACAUACUGGAGAGAAACCUUAUGAAUGUAAUCAGUGUGGUAAAGCCUUUGCAGGUCACAGUGAUCUCCAAAGACAUAAAAGAACACAUACUGGAGAGAAACCUUAUGAAUGUAACCAAUGUGGUAAAGUUUUUGCAAGAACCAGUCAUCUCCAGUAUCAUAAAAGAACACAUACUGGAGAGAAACCAUAUGAAUGUAAUCAAUGUGGUAAAGCCUUUGCACAGCACAGUGUUCUCAAAAGACAUAAACUGAUACAUACUGGAGAGAAACCUUAUGAAUGUAACCAAUGUGGUAAAGUCUUUGCAAGAACCAGUCAUCUCCAGUAUCAUAAAAUAACACAUACUGGAGAGAAACCUUAUGAAUGUAACCAAUGUGGUAAAGCAUUUGCAAGACACAGUCAUUUCCAAUAUCAUAAAAUAACACAUACUGGAGAGAAACCUUAG
Molecule: messenger RNA, 1473 nt
Organism: Apodemus sylvaticus (European woodmouse)
Lineage: Eukaryota; Metazoa; Chordata; Mammalia; Rodentia; Muridae
Product: zinc finger protein 431-like
Exons: 4
Coding region: 1-1473 (490 amino acids)
Biological process (GO): regulation of transcription by RNA polymerase II
Molecular function (GO): RNA polymerase II cis-regulatory region sequence-specific DNA binding; DNA-binding transcription factor activity, RNA polymerase II-specific
Source: RefSeq, a predicted model, not a curated record